AUGCAGAACGAUAUUCUGCCCAGUCAAUGGAAACCACUGGACAGCAACAUACCCGCAAACUUGAUCGAUCGGCGCAUUUUCUUCCACGAAACGAGCGGUAAAGCCGAUCUGAAUUGGCAGCAGUGCUGUGCCGUGGAAUCGGCAGCCAAACACAAUCACGACCGACUCGUCCAACUCUUUCUCCGACCGAGAUCGACUGCUGGCAGUGAUGAAUCGUCUAGUCCUUUUCCCUCGACAUCAACGUUUUACAGGCCACCCUGGUUAGAGGUCCUUUCGCAAUACCCUAACGUGGCUGCCAUUUUAGUCAACGAGGAUCAUUACUUUGCUGGAAGCCCAUUGCAAGAUUGGUACGAAAAGGGCCAAUGGCUCAAGAGCCCAUACCAAGUCGCUCACCUGUCCGACUACAUCCGCAUCCUGACGCUCAACAAGGGAGGCGGACUCUACCUGGACACGGACAUCCUGACUCUCAAAGCUUACCAGGGCGAUCAUUUCCGCAACUGCUUGUCUUACGACAGUUCCGACAUGGGAGUCAUUAGCAACGGUGUAAUGCAUUUGGAACGCGGCCACUGGCUGACGGUUCAAAUGAUGCGGUUGAUGGCCGAAGAAUACGACCCAUCGGAAAUGGUUUUUCACGGCUCGCAAGCCGUCAGUUUCUUGAUGCAUUCUUCCUGCGCAAUAAUUCAAGGAGACCCGUCGUCCAACACUUGCAAGGACAUCAAUCUCCUCUCGUCUAAUUUCUUCUUCCUGAUCGAGAGGCCAUUUUCUGACGUUCUCUACGACAAGUUGAGCAAUUCGACGAAUGGCAUUUUAUCUCAAAUUAAAAGAAGCUACGGCGUUCAUUUGUGGAAUUCGGAAAAGGCGAAUAGACAGCGUCCGUUUUUAGCAACGGAUAGCAUUUUGGGGGCUCUAGCUCAAAUUCAUUGUCCGUUGACUGUAGCCAAAGCAUCUCAAUUUCAUUCUUAA
Molecule: messenger RNA, 963 nt
Organism: Daphnia pulicaria
Lineage: Eukaryota; Metazoa; Arthropoda; Branchiopoda; Diplostraca; Daphniidae
Product: lactosylceramide 4-alpha-galactosyltransferase-like
Exons: 1
Coding region: 1-963 (320 amino acids)
Biological process (GO): glycosphingolipid biosynthetic process
Molecular function (GO): hexosyltransferase activity
Source: RefSeq, a predicted model, not a curated record